Talaromyces amestolkiae is the source of this 2979-nucleotide messenger RNA. RefSeq lists its product as uncharacterized. The record is from RefSeq and is a predicted model, not a curated record. The coding region runs from base 1 to 2979 and encodes 992 amino acids. The transcript is spliced from 6 exons. Gene Ontology annotation, molecular function: DNA-binding transcription factor activity, RNA polymerase II-specific; zinc ion binding; hydrolase activity. Gene Ontology annotation, biological process: positive regulation of transcription by RNA polymerase II. Gene Ontology annotation, cellular component: nucleus. NCBI's taxonomy places the organism in Eukaryota, Fungi, Ascomycota, Eurotiomycetes, Eurotiales, Trichocomaceae.
AUGCGCUCCCACCAUGGCUGCGCCCGCUGCAAACACCGACGCCAAAAAUGCGACGAAAGGCGGCCCAGUUGUACGCGCUGCGAAGAAGCCGCUGUGAAUUGCGAGUAUGUUAUUAAACUCAAAUGGGAUGGUCGUGUACCGAGAAAACAAGAGCAGACAUCGAGACGAAGGAGGAGGCGGAAGGCUGCUUGUUCUAUUACUGCGACAGAGUUAGAGAGUUUGCACCACAGUCCACCGGCUCAACCUUCGAUAGAUGAGGAAUCCAAAUUGAUGGAAGUAGACGCUUUCAAAGCCCUAUCUUCCCGCGACAAAUUACUGCUGAACCAUUUCAUAACACACGUCUCCAAAUUAAUGAGUCACACCUCGGUCCGCGAACAAGCAUGUCAAAUCCUACCCGUGGCGCUGGAAACACCUUCCUUACUAUACGCUACCCUAGCAUUUUCAGCACUUCAUCUCUCGACUUUGAUUUAUACUAAUUCUAGUAAUGCAACUGGGGGUGGGAUAUGCGACACAUCGGUUGCCGACAUUCUUGCGUGCAGUAUCACACAUCUACGGCAGGAACUCGAAGACAAGGAUCCUACAUGCAAUGUCAACCAUACGCCGGGUCUGUUGCAUACCGUAAAGACUCUCUGUCUUUUCGAGAUCUACUCCGGUAAAUAUGACUCAUCCUGGCGCGCACAUCUCAAAGGCGCAAGGGCCCUCCUCAAGACCACAUCGACCGGUCUAUCGACAAAUGCAUCCUCCGGGGGCUGGUUGAUAGCAAGAUGGUACAUUUCCAUCGAAGCUUUAUCUGCAUUAACGAAUGACGAAACUCAUGAUGAACAACAACAGGUAAUUCAGCCCAUGAUCGAUUCAGUGGUUAGCCAAGGCUCUAUGCUGGAUAUCUAUGCCGGUUAUUCGGCUGAUUUGCACUUGGCGUUUAGAGAUAUUGGGUCCUUGAUGCAAAAAUAUGCAUCUAAAAAAGAUGAAUCCUGCGGUGAUGACAUUCUGUCAGACCUGCUGAGGCAUUGCGAUGAAUGCAUUGAAAUCGAACAACGGGUCGAAAACAUGAUCCAUCGCGACAAGGAUGGCGGACUCAGAAUUUCCGCUGAAAUGUCUCUGAGUGCAGAGGAAAUUCGAAUGUUUACUGCUUGCAAUACUGCAUACCAGUACUCGGCGCUUCUUCAUAUUCGUCGACGAUUAUAUAACAUGGCCCCCGAGUCCGGACAAGUACAACAGUGCGUCAGAGGUAUUCUGGAUGCAGUGUGUAAUGUCUUACCUGUUACGGUAUUGUCGCCGUGGAUCUUGCUUACGACGCCUAUAUUUACCGCGGGUCCAAUCCAAAAAAUGACGCCCCUCCAUGCUGAAUGGAGCUCAUUUAUUACGCAGAAUCCCAACGUGCGCCAUGACGAUGAUGGUCAACGAAAUAGAGACUUCUAUGACUCUCCAGCCGGCCGCGACUUAAUUACAGAGGUAUCGACGAGAGAUACAACCGUUCCAGCCCGUGAUGGACACAAUAUUCCAAUUCGAGUAUACACCGCGAAGGGACAGGGAUUUAGGCAUGGAGUGGUUAUCUUCUACCAUUCCGGUGGAUUUACAGGUGGUUCCCUGGAAACCGAAGAUGUAAUAUGCCGAUACAUGGCCCUAUCCGGUCCUCUCACCGUUCUCAGUGUCGAGUACCGACUCAGCCCAGCACAUUUAUACCCUGUCCCCAUCAACGAUGGUUGGGACGUAUUUCAGUACAUAGUCACCAAUCUCUCCAGCUUAGUAGCAAACCUCGCUUCCGGAAUGAUCAACCUAGUCGUAAGUGGAACCUCUUCAGGUGGGCAGAUCGCGGCUAUCGUCUCUCAACGCGCGCAAACCUGGAUGAAAGGGAAUGUUUCUUGUGUAAAUAUCACCAUGAGCGGUGUUCUGCUCAGAGCGCCUGUGACUGUGCGUGGGACGGAGGCACGGUAUAUUCCUCCCCCGUUUAGAGACUUGCACCAAUCAUGGUGUGCUGAAUUGGAGACUGUUCGCCUCACGAGACAGGGAAUGGAAGAGAUUCAUGAUACACUUGGAGUCCCGCCUGACGAAAGAGAUAGUCCAGAAGCGUAUCCAUUAUGGGGUCAAUUUCAUGGCUUACCAAGAACAUACAUUCAAAUCUGCGAUGUGGACAUUCUCCGGGACGAUGCUGUGUGCUACGCGCAAGGCUUGCGAGAUGCCGGGGUCGAAGUGCAAAAGUCAUUGUAUACGUGGCCCCCCGAGCCCAUCUCGCCGGGUCCAGACACCCUCGUCCUCAGCGUGGGCACAUACUACGUUGAUCUACGCAUGAAUCGGGACGAUGGCAGCAUCUACUGGGCGUUGGCGGGGAGGAGGAUUGUCGUUUCUGAGGAGCCAAGAAAAGUGAAAUUCACACAUGAAAUCGACUCUCAUGACACCACAACCAAUGACAAUACUGAGAGCAAAGAGGCAGGAGAGGAGGAGGUCGCAGACGAAGGCACAUUCACAAAACUGCCUAAUGGCGACGAUCUCGAAAUCGGCGAAAUGCCUGCGCCGCAUUUGGGCGGGAAAGUGGCGGCGUAUAGAGAGGUGUGGCGCGAGUUGAAUGCCUUCGACAAUGACAUCAAAAAUGAGGAUGAUCGAGUUUGUUGGAUGCUGGAAAGCGUUGAGGUUCCGGAGGAAAAGCAGGAGCGAAAGGAGAAGAAGAGGGCGUUUUAUUGUCGAGUUGGGAGGUUUUUUCUUGCGUUACGGCGGGCUGAAACGCGAGUCUCUGAUGACGACCCAAAAGCAGUGGAGGUUGAGUUUUCGGGGAUUAGGCAGGAAUUCGAGGGCAGAGAGUGGGUGACGAAGUAUAGUGUUGGUACGGAAGCGGAUGAUAUGCUUCACAUGUCGACGUCCAAGUUUGUGUUGGAGAAUGUUAAGGGCGAAGAUUCAGCGUGGAAAGUUGAUGAUCAGGUUGUGAUCAUAAAUAAAAAGGAUGGCACAGUACGGGAAGCUUGUGUUGUUAGGGCAGUGAAAUGA